AUGGGCAACUGUCAGGGAUCGUCCUCUUCGCGGGUGGACAGCACGAAUGGUGCGCAAAUUCUCGCGGGUGAGAGUUCGUUCCCUCAUCUGGGUCUGUGAUUUCCCCCCUGUUUCUCACUCUACGGUGUCUCCCGUCCUGGUGAUCUCCCGUUUGCCUCAGCCUUCCGAGGUAUUGGAUUCGCCCAAUCGUGCCCUUCUGUUCUUGAGAUUUUUGGUUGCCCGGAAUUCCUGCUGCUUCUUGGAUCGACGGGAAUUAUGUCAUGAGUGCCUAUCUUUUUUUCCCUCGGUGUCUCGGAUUAGGGUUUCCGUGCCCUCCCUUCCUGACCUGGUUCUCCUCCAUGGACGAACAGACCCCUCCAAUCCGAGCAGCAAGACCGGGCUUUCCUUCCCGUCCACUCGGACGAAGUCCUCGGCCUGCUCCUCCUCGACGGCGCCGUCCUUCAGCGGCAAGAGUUCCGGUGGGAGCCUCCCCACGCCGAGAACGGAGGGGGAGAUCCUCUCCUCCUCCAACGUGAAGGCCUUCACCUUCAACGAGCUCCGCAGCGCCACCAGGAACUUCCGCCCUGACAGCCUCCUCGGAGAAGGAGGAUUCGGCUCCGUCUUCAAGGGCUGGAUCGACGAGCACACCCUCUGCGCGACGAAGCCCGGCGCCGGCAUGGUGGUCGCCGUCAAGAAGCUCAACCCGGAGAGCUUCCAAGGGCACAAGGAGUGGCUGGUUCUUCCUCGACCUUCUCCAUUUCUUUUCUUUUCUUUUCCUGUUGCUGCUGCUGCUCCUGCUGCCUGGUUCUUCCUUUCGACCCUUCUUCUCCAUGUCUGUGCUGCAGACUGAGGUGCAGUACCUGGGUCAACUUCACCAUCCGAAUUUGGUCAAACUGAUUGGAUACUGCUCGGAGGGUGACAACCGGCUGCUGGUUUAUGAAUUCAUGUCCAAAGGGAGCUUGGAGAAUCACUUGUUCAGAAGUAAGCAUCCCCCCCCCCACCCCCCUAAUAUUUUUCUCAUAAAUUAAAUAUACACGAUUUAAUUUUAUUUUUCUAUAGCUUACCUCAGCACUGUUCUUGAAGCCCCCAUCUUCUGAGAUGUUGAUCAGAUCUUCUCUCUUAUCAUUAGAGUAAGGAAGAUUAUGGUCCCAUCCAUCAUCUGCUGAGAUAUGUGGAUCUCUAACAAUGCCAAUUAAUUACACGUAUUAAUCGGUAGAUUGCACCAAGUUUCACAAGCCAAACCUUGAGUUGACCAGGAACGACCAGUUGAGUUGACUCUGUAUUCGCUGCCAUGCUGCAAGCUUAAUCGACGGAUCUUCCUGCCCUUUAGAUGAUGGAUGGUGACGUUGUUUUCUUCUAAGUAUGGGAAAUCAAGGACUCAAAACCAUGCUCCAAGCAUAAAUUUCAUUGGGAGAUCUUCCUGUCCUUUAGAUGCUGAUGAUGAUGAUGCUGAUGAUGAUGAUGGUGUUUUCUUCUAAAUAUGGAACAUUAAGAAUCUAAGACCAUGAUGCUAUUUGACGUAACAUUUCCUCUUUCAGGAGGCUCCCAGCCGCUUUCCUGGGCAAUAAGGCUCAAAGUCGCUGUCGGAGCCGCCAGGGGGCUCUCGUUCCUCCACGACUCCGAGUCCCAAGUGAUAUACCGGGACGUGAAGGCUUCGAACAUCCUUCUUGAUGCGGUAGGCUGGAGAGAGAAGAUGCCGGAGCUCAUGAGCUUCCGUUUUUGGGAAAAGGAAUCCUCCAAUGUCGGGCGUUGACUUUGCGCAGGAUUUCCUCGCCAAGCUGUCGGACUUUGGGCUGGCGAAGGCGGGCCCAACGGGGGACAAGACCCAUGUCUCCACACAGGUCAUGGGGACUCACGGGUACGCAGCUCCCGAGUAUAUCGCCACAGGUCAACAUACAUGCCCUCUUCUUCUGUAGAACCCGCCCACAUGUUGGCUGCCGCUGCUGAUUCCGGCUUGGUGGGCAGGUCGUCUGUCGGCGAAGGCCGACGUGUACAGCUUCGGAGUGGUCCUGCUGGAGCUCCUGACGGGGCGGCGCGCCGUCGACAAGGACGGCGGCGGCGGCGGCAGAGGCGUGGAGCAGAGCCUGGUGGACUGGUGCAGGCUUUACCUGGGAGACAGGCGGAAGGUCUACCGGGUGAUUGACCCAAGACUGGAGGGGCAGUACCCGAAGAAGGCGGCCAUCGCCGUCGCUGCACUGGCGGCCCAAUGCACCACCGACGAGGCCAAGCUCCGGCCGAGGAUGUCGGAGGUCCUGGCGGCGCUGGAGCAACUGCUGGACCGGAGGGAGACGCCGCCGGUGGCGGCCCCGCCAGUGGGGCGCCGGCCGGGCGGCCAUGGGGAGGGGCGGAGGUCACCUCUUGGGCACCAUCGUCCGCUGCCCACCCUCUCGCCGGCCCCGGCCUGUCGUCGAUCCCCUCGGUCGCAAUGA
This is a messenger RNA of Spirodela intermedia, 2408 nucleotides long. NCBI's taxonomy places the organism in Eukaryota, Viridiplantae, Streptophyta, Magnoliopsida, Alismatales, Araceae. The record is from the annotation of a GenBank genome assembly.